GAGAUCUGACCAUCUGGUUGUAGCCAGACGGUGGACCCGCUGUCCCAGCUGUUGUAUGAGCGGGUUUGGUGAGUCCCUCGUCUUCUCGUAGAAGAUUAUUGCAGUUUGCCGAAUCCUUGUGGUCCACCAGCAUGGGCUUGUACGCGGAAUCGUGGUUCACCGAGCUGCUGGUCGUCGUGUCGCUGGCAGUAGUGGCAGUGUACGUGUGGUUCUCCCACUCGUACAAGUACUGGCAGAAGAAGGGGGUGCCUUACCUGGAACCUCAGUUCCCCUUUGGCAAUGUAUACGAAAGUUUUGUGGGCAAGCGGUCCAUGCCGAUGGAUGUCACUGACGCAUACCGGAAGCUGAAAGGGAAUCGUUUCGGCGGAAUGUACUUCUUCAACCGGCCGAAUCUGGUGAUAGUGGAUCCCGAUCUGAUCCGCACCAUCCUGGUUAAGGACUUCUGGAAGUUCCAGGAUAGAGGUAUACAGGUGGACGAGUCGGAGCCUCUGUCGAGGCACCUUUUCUUCCUCGGUGGCAACAAGUGGCGGAGGCUGCGCGUUAAGCUGACACCGACCUUCACGUCUGGGAAGAUGAGGAUGAUGUUCCAGACUAUGGUGGACUGUGGCCGUGAGAUGGCGGACAUUCUGGAGGAGCCUGCGUCACGGGGAGAGGUGAUGGAGAUGCGAGAGAUAGGCGCGCGCUACGCCACGGACAUCAUCGCGUCCGUCGCCUUCGGCAUCGAGGUAAACUGCCAGCGGAACCCGGAGGCCGCCUUCAGGCAGUGGGGGCGCAAGAUCUUCCAGCCGAGUCUCCAGUCCACCAUUACCGCAGUCGUCAACGCUAUAAAUCCCUGGCUAAUUUCGUUUUUAAGGCUACGCAGCAACGCAACAAAGAUAUCGCAUUAUUUCCGCAAGAUGGUGAGGGACACGGUGGCGUACAGGGAGGAGAACAACGUAACGAGGAACGACUUCAUGCAGUUGCUGAUCCAGCUCAAGAACAAGGGGUGUGUGGACAGUGACAAGCCGGGGGUGCAGAAGGAGGACGAUGAAGACAGCACAUGGAAGUUGUCAAUUGAUGACGUCGCUGCCCAGGCGUUUGUCUUCUUCGUAGCGGGCUUCGAGACCUCAUCAACCACGAUAAGCUUCGCUCUUCACGAGCUGGCUCACCACAGUGACAUCCAGAAACGUCUCCAGGAGGAGAUCGACUCAGUUCUGAAGCAAAGUGAUGGACAAAUCACCUACGAUGUGAUCAACAGCAUGCACUACCUCGAUAAAGUAGUCUCAGAGACGCUGAGAAAAUAUCCACCAGUUGUUAUACUCAACAGGGAAUGCAAUACUGAGUACAAGAUCCCUGGUACUGAUAUCGUUCUGGAGAAAGGUACUAAGAUCUUGAUACCUGCGUAUGGUCUCCACCAUGACUCAGAGUACUUUCCAGACCCAGAACGCUUCGACCCCGAGAGGUUCUCUGAGGAGCAGAAGGCCCAGAGACACCCCUACGUUUACUUGCCGUUUGGAGAAGGACCACGCAUCUGCAUAGGGAUGAGAUUUGGCCUGCUGCAAACGAAAGUCGGGCUUACGCACAUUCUCGCGAAGUAUAACAUAGAACCGUGCGAGAAGACCAUUCGAAAUCUCUCCUUCGAAUCCAGGUCGUUUAUCCUUACGCCGAAGGGUGGUAUCCAAUUGAGACUGAGCAAGAGGAACAAAGUAUAGUGCUCAUCUACUAUGAUAGAACGUUUGACUAAUCAU
Messenger RNA from Schistocerca serialis cubense, 1727 nucleotides. Its product is annotated as cytochrome P450 6k1-like. Gene Ontology annotation, molecular function: iron ion binding; monooxygenase activity; heme binding. Lineage: Eukaryota; Metazoa; Arthropoda; Insecta; Orthoptera; Acrididae. The record is from RefSeq and is a predicted model, not a curated record. The transcript is spliced from 8 exons. The coding region runs from base 132 to 1691 and encodes 519 amino acids.